This is a messenger RNA of Doryrhamphus excisus (bluestripe pipefish), 6889 nucleotides long. RefSeq names its product aminoadipate-semialdehyde synthase (gene aass). The record is from RefSeq and is a predicted model, not a curated record. Gene Ontology annotation, molecular function: saccharopine dehydrogenase activity. Gene Ontology annotation, cellular component: cytoplasm. Lineage: Eukaryota; Metazoa; Chordata; Actinopteri; Syngnathiformes; Syngnathidae.
UUGAAACCGGAAGCGGAUAAAUUGGUCAUGCUCGUGCGUGGUGUCUGUCCACGGUCUCACCUCUGAGUGACAUUAAAACCUUAAGUGGACCGUCGGCAUAUUUCUCCGACUGAAGUCCGACGUGGAGACUCGAACCCACCCCAGGAGUUGGUUCCCCUCCGAAAUUAGUCGUUGCUGUGGCGAGGUUUGUUGUGAAAGUGCGCGUCUGGAGACGUGCUCGUCCGAUACCGGAAGUUGACCAGUGAGACUUGAUCCGUCCACGCCGCCGGGAAGAGACAGAAGGUUUGUGUCAUGUUCCGACUCCUCAGCCGUAAUGGCCGAAGGAAGCCGAGGUUCCCGGUGGACCACCGGCGCUAUGAGCACCACAGAGCCAUCAUGGCCAUACGUCGGGAGGACAUCAACCCGUGGGAGAGGAGGGCGCCCCUGGCCCCCCGCCACGUCCGAGACCUGACGCAGGACGGCAUCAAAGUUCUGGUCCAGCCAUCCAACCGUAGGGCAAUCCACGAGAAGUUCUACGCUAAAGCCGGCGCCGUCAUCCAGGAGGACAUCUCGGAAGCGUCGCUGAUCAUCGGCGUAAAGAGGCCGCCGGAGGAGAAAGUGAUUCCCAAGAAGACCUACGCCUUCUUCUCCCAUACCAUAAAGGCUCAGGAGGCCAACAUGGGGCUGCUGGAUGACCUCCUCAAGAAGGAGGUUCGCCUGAUCGACUACGAGAAGAUGGUGGACGCUAACGGCUACCGCAUCGUAGCGUUUGGACAGUGGGCGGGCGUCGCAGGCAUGAUCAACAUCUUGCACGGUUUGGGUCUUCGCUUCCUGGCGCUGGGCCACCACACUCCCUUCAUGCACAUCGGCAUGGCUCACAACUACCGCAACGUCAGCCAGGCCAUCCAGGCCGUCAGGGACUGCGGCUACGAGAUCUCCAUGGGACUCAUGCCCAAAUCCAUCGGACCCGUCACCUUCUGCUUCACGGGGACCGGCAACGUGUCCAAGGGAGCACAGGACAUCAUCAACGAGCUUCCUGUGGAAUACGUGGAGCCUCACGAGCUGAAGGAUGUCUGUCAGACUGGCGACAUGACCAAAGUGUACGCCACCGUGCUGAGUCGCCACCACCACCUCAUGAGGAAGAGCGACGGCAUCUACGACCCCAUGGAGUACGAGAAUCACCCAGAGCUCUACACGUCCCACUUCAGGACCAGCGUGGCGCCGUACACAAACUGCCUGAUCAAUGGCAUUUACUGGGACCCCCAGACCCCCCGACUCCUCAGGCGGUUGGACGCUCAGAAGCUGAUGCGACCGUCCAAAAGCUCGUUCCCGGCUAACGAGGGAAUGCCUCAGCUGCCUCACAAACUGUUAGCCAUCUGCGACAUAUCCGCCGACACGGGAGGCUCCAUCGAGUUCAUGAACGAAUGCACGACCAUCGACAAGCCUUUCUGCAUGUACGACGCCGACCAGCACAUCGACCAUGACAGUGUGGAAGGCAACGGCAUCCUCAUGUGUUCCAUCGACAACCUUCCAGCUCAGCUACCCAUCGAGGCCACCGAGUACUUUGGAGAUCGUCUGUUUCCUUACAUCUGGGAGAUGCUGCCCUCAGACGCCAGCAGACCUCUGGAGGACGAAGACUUCAGCCCGCAAGUCCGAGACGCGGUAAUCACCUCAAACGGAGCCUUGACGUCAAAGUUUGAAUACAUCGAGAAGCUUAGAGAAAAGAGAGAGAAGUCUCAGAUCAUGGAGAAAAGCGGGAUGAAGCGAGUUCUGUUGCUGGGCACGGGGUACGUCUCCACACCCGUGGUGGAAUACCUGACCCGGAAUGACAAGACACAGGUGACAGUGGCCUCGGUGAUCAUGAAGCAGGCGCAGGAUCUCUCGGCCAGAUAUCCCAACACCGUCCCCAUCAUGCUGGACGUCAGCAGCCAGGAGGCGCACCUCAACUCAUUGAUCAAAGACCACGACCUGGUCAUCAGCCUGCUGCCUUAUACGCUGCACCCACUAGUGGCCAAACACUGCAUUGACAGGAAGGUCAACAUGGUGACCGCCAGCUACCUGAGUCCUGCUAUGAAGGAGCUGCACGGCAGUGCGGUGGAAGCAGGCAUCACCAUCGUCAAUGAGAUGGGACUAGAUCCAGGUAUUGAUCACAUGUUGGCCAUGGAGUGUAUUGAUCAAGCUAAAGCUGACGGCUGCACAGUGGAAUCGUACGUUUCCUUCUGCGGAGGACUCCCCGCUCCCGAGUGUUCCGACAAUCCUCUUCGCUACAAGUUCAGCUGGAGUCCGUACGGCGUUCUCAACAACACCAUCAGCCCCGCCCUCUUCCUGCGAGACAACAAGAUUGUGAGUAUCCCACAAGGGGGCGCCCUGCUGGACGCCACCGCCCCGUUGGAUUUCUUCCCCGGAUUCAACUUGGAAGGUUAUCCCAACCGGGACAGCACCAAAUACGCGGAACUGUACGGCAUCCAGAAGGUGCACACGCUGCUCAGAGGAACUUUACGCUACAAGGGCUUCUCGAGCGCCAUGAGUGGUUUCGUCAAGUUGGGUCUGAUCAACAGCGAUCCGUGUCCAAUGCUGCAGGGUUCCUCAACGGUCACGUGGAAAGAGCUGCUGUGUCAUGUGAUGUCUGUGGACUCCUCCAUCGCCCAUGAUGCGUUUGAGGCCGCCGUGUUGCACCGUGUCGGCCAUGACGAGAAUAAAAUGGACUGUCUGAGAUGGUUUGGAAUGCUGAGCGACGAGCCGGUUCCUCAUGCCGACAGCGUCCUGAUGGCACUGAGCAAACAUCUGGAAGCUAAACUCUCAUUCAGCGACAGCGAACGAGACAUGAUCGUCCUCAGAAGCGACUUGGGUCUUCGCCACCCGACAGGGGAGCUAGAGACCAAGCACAUCAGCCUAGUCGUGUACGGAGACAUCGGCGGCUUCUCCGCCAUGGCUAAAACGGUCGGAUACCCGGCAGCCAUCAGCGCACGCAUGAUCCUGGACGGUGAGAUCAGAUCCAAGGGAAUCGUGCUUCCCAUGACCAAGGAGUUCUACGUGCCGGUGUUGGCGCGCUUGAAGGACGAGGGUCUGCACGUCAUGAACACCAGCACCCUGCUGGAGUAACCAGCGCUAACGUUUUUUUUUUAAAUUCAACUACUGCAAAUCUUUUACACAUCCAAAUCACGGCAAUAAGCAUCUUUACUAGGGGAACAUCAAAUCUAAACAGUUAAAAAAAUAAUAGUGUUUAAAUGGGCAAAUGUUAUGAAUAAAAUGAAGGCUGCUAUUUGAAUUCAAAGUUGAAAGGUCACUGCUGAUACUAAAAGGUGCUGUCUGUACUUGGUGCCUUCUGAUUGGCUGGCGACCAGUCCAUGGUGCACACUCCUCUUCCUGGUUUGAAGCACGCAAGCCACGCCCCCACAUAACUCGUGCAAGGAAAUGUGUGACCAAGCGGCAAGACGUAAUGUAUUUCACUAUUGUAGUUCUAAUUUAAAAGACAAAAAACGGUUUAUUAUUAUUAUCCAGAAACGCUAGCCAUACUCAAUAGUUGUCGGCUAAUGAGUGCUAUUUAACAAAGUCUAGCUAGUAACGUUAGCUCACUGAAUGUAUCGCCUAUCAUGACGGUAACAAAAUAGUGUUUGGGAAAUUUUACCGCGUCAAAACGAAUGGAAUAUUUUUAAAGCCCUUUAUUUUGGAAGCAGCUACAACAUUUGCACUACUUUUUGACUUCUCGUUUCGUGUACAGAAUAGCUCGCGAGUUGUCGGACGUAACUGCUAGCUUGUUGAUAACGUUAGCUGAUUAAGCUAUGUUAGCCUUAUGUGCGUGUGCACGAGCUGUGAGUGAUUGACAGCGAUAAAUAGCACGCCCCUUUCCGGGCUAAACGACUGCACAAUGGUUAUGCUAGUCGCUGAUGCUGUUAUAUUUUUGGAACACGGCACCUUUUUAAGACAGCACAAAGGUCACAUACUUUUUUUUGGUUAUUAGUUUUUAUGGUUGCCGAGUAGGCACUCCCAAGGUUGUUUUUUUUUUAAACCGCCCACCUAGAUUUGAAUCAUUUGCUUAGUCUUCCAUGUGCACGGAGUUGCAGUGUUGUGAACGCCAUAUCAAUAAAAUAUGUGCAUAAACGUAUAGUUACGGUCUGAUUGCUUUGACAUCGCAGCUGCGCUGAUUUUUAAAGACCCAAAAAGCAGAUUAUCUUUAUUUUUAGCCGACGUGAAAUGCGCUUCACAUUAAUUUUAAUAAGGUGAAAUUGUAAGAACUUUUUAUGUGCUAAUAACAUAUUGUUCAUAAAUAUGAGUCUGUUCAGCCCGCGCUAGCUCGCCAUUAUAUUAAUAAUAUUUGUAAUUAAGUGUUAAAUUAAUGAUUAAUGUGCUCAAAGCAACAUAAAGACAAUGAGCGAAUAAAGUGCAAUUUUGGUGAAAAUGUGACACUUUUAGUUCCUAGCGAUCACCAGGCGCCAGCAUUGAUGACGUCACACACAUGCGCCCACGACGUCUUCCGUGCCGUGAAUAUGUAAAUAUUAAAUUUCUUCUGUUGAAAAAUGUAUUUAGAGAUUUAGAGUGGUUAGAAUUAAUUUCGUUUAGGCGCUCUAUGAAUAAUAUGAAUAUGAUUUAAAUUUGGAUUGAAGUUUUCUCUUGGACGUCAAAGAAAAAAAAAUAUUUCACCGUAGUAGCCAUUAAGCUAGCUUAGCUUGUUAGCAAAUAGCUAAAAUGUCAAUGACGAUUUUUUUUCCAACAUAAAAUGUGAGCCGGAAAUCAACUACCGGUCAAUUAUUGCAUAGCGAAACUAACACAUUUACUCUAAUUGAGUGUUUUUCUGUGUAUUUUUAAUUAUAAUUUCUCAAAAGUAUUUUUACAAUUUUAGUCUUUUCUUCAGUGCGACGUCCUUAAUAGCAGUGUUUCCCAUAUUACGCUUCCUGUCACGUUAAACAGCGUUACAUUGUUAUUGGCGCACAAACACGAGUCAUUUAACAUUUGUGAGUAUUAUUUUUCGUAUUAUUUUAUGGUGAAAUGUACCGAAACAUGAAACCUGAGUCAGCAGGUGUGAAAUGCGUGGCGUGGGGCUCGUGACGGGCCGGCGUUGGCGGGAGGCAGCCAUGCAAACGAGGCCACCAUGCAGGGGAUAAUUGGGGAGGGUCGUUAGAAGUCAAAUAUGCAAAUGAGGCGAAAGAUCCUCCUGCCGGUCAAGACCUUCGUCUGGACACUUGACCUACUUUGUUUUCUUGGCGAGUCUUAGCGCGGAUUAGAAUUUAGCAUCUCGGGGAUUACAUCCGUGUAGGGACGGCGUUUGUAAUCCACGAGCUCGUUUUCUCUUUGUCUGGAUGCCGUGACCUUUCACCUCCUGUGUGUGGGCCGUCUGCCCCCCCCCCCCCAUGGAGUAAAACUGACGAUGAGCAUUUUGUCAACAAGUCAUUUAAUUGGCGGCUAAGAAUGUUUGUUAGAAAAUGCAGAGUAAAAAAGCCAAAGCUACAAAUGAAAUAUCUAUUCAUAAAGCAUAAAUAUAAAUUUGGUCCGUUGAUGUGAUUUACAUGAAAAGAUUAUCAUCAAGCUGCUUGUGUCCAGUUAAAGAAUUAAAAAAAAAAGGCACGUUACAAAAAUCCACUGGAUAAAGUCCAAUAUCCGAGUUCUCUCGGAGGAAAGUUUGUUGCUUGGAAAAGUUUUCUUCACACCAGAGAUUCCAGGCUCUCGGCCGUGCUUCCUCCCAGCACCACGACGCCGUUCUUGUCCGAAGACCGGAAGCUUCUGUGGUCUUCUUGCGUCCCGAGGAGGCUCAGCAUGGACUCAUAGAGGAACUGGUAGCGGUCCUGGCGCACACGGGAACAGCCAGCAGUUCAACAUCCAUCAACAUUUGAUGUCAAAUAAAAGUGAGGAGUACGAUGAUGAAGCUUACCUUGAACUGCUGGUCCAGUGGCGUCCUCCCAUCCUGCCCCAGGGUCAGCAGUUGGUCCACGUACCUGUGCAGGUUGGUGAUCAUGACGAUGACGCCCACGUUCUGUUCCCAAACCAUCCUCCAGAAGUCGUCGGUGCUCGACUUGAGCGGACCCUGGGCGGCGAUGUACGAGCGUUUGGUCUUGAAGCCCUAAUGACAGAGAACAUGUGACACUUGUGGCACUCAACAAUGACUCACAGACUCACUCUAUGACCGGACUUCUGGUGUGGAUGAGGUGCUCCAGCGAACCCACAUAGCAUACAUUCAGCUCCACCACAGUGUUUAUAGUACAGGCUCACUCUCACCGGACUUCUGGUGUGGAUGAGGUGCUCCAGCGAACCCACCUAGCAUACAUUCAGCCCCACCACAGUGUUUAUAGUACAGAUAUUGAUUCCACAAUUGGUACAAUUGGAUGUCAGUACUGCCUGGGUCACGACUUGUGUUUGGAGCCGCCAGUUGUCUUCCACCCCCACCGGUAUCCCUGACGCGAACGCACCUCAAACUUGCGUUGAAAGCUGUGCGUUUGGUGAAGAUGGCCGACGUGUUGGACAAAAUCUUUGACAGGAAACGGCUGGCGGUCGUCUGUAAGGUUCUGGUCCAAGAGGGCAUACGUGUACUGGAGGUACCUGGCGUGUGGACCUCCUCCAUGCCGGUGUAGGAGGAGAAGACUUGACCCAGGAAGUGCUCCUGCUGCUCACGGUAGUUGUUCUGCAGGUAGUCCAUCAACAUGACGUAGCCGGCCUGCUGCAUGGUCAUCACCUCGCAGAACAUCUCCAACUGGAAGACACGACAUCGUCAAUCCACGUGGCCACCAGAGGGCAUUACGACUAUACCACACCACCAUGAGAGGGGAGGGAUCCACCCGUAGUACCCGGGGUACUUGACGCCAUCCAAGCUGUGCUCAGAGCCCUCGGAGGAGGCGUUGCAGCGCCCCCAGUGGAAGCUUUUCACGUUUGUGUCCUGACGUGCUGGAACUCGCGUCCGAGUCCUCCAUCGAGAUGUUUG